This is a messenger RNA of Lottia gigantea (owl limpet), 783 nucleotides long. RefSeq lists its product as hypothetical. Bases 108 to 545 code for a protein of 145 amino acids. The record is from RefSeq and is a predicted model, not a curated record. Lineage: Eukaryota; Metazoa; Mollusca; Gastropoda; Lottiidae. The transcript has 3 exons.
GUUUGGACAGACAAUGAACAUCGAACACGUAUGUCCACAAGAUGUAGACUAUAAAACGUGGUUUGGCCAGAGUAAUUAAUUUCGAAGCUGUUUGCUCAGAGAAUAAGAUGAGAAUCCUGAUUGUAGUAAUCAGUUGUUUAGCAGCUGUAAGUCACGCUCAGAUUGGAAGAACGUUAGGCAGGCGAGUUGGUGUUCGGCGCAUGUUAACACCAUUUGGUGCACUUCCGGUUCCGGUGGUGAAAGAGUAUGUUGGUGUUCCGGUUGCCAACAGACUGCUUUCCAGACCAUCUCCUAUCCAAUACGCCUCAAAUGGUAUCGGGUACAAUAGAGCCAUGUUGGCAGAUCAGUAUGAUCCUCAAGGAUCCUUUGAAGGGGGAUAUCCUGGGCAGUUCAAUGGUGGAAUUCAACAGUUCCCUGGGCAAUUAAAUGGCAGAUUUGGGAAUGGUGGAUACUACAAUGGCUAUGAUCCAACGGAAAUGGCUGUGGAUACCCCUGACUAUAUUGAGAGAAGACGACAACGCGCAGGCCAGAGUCAUCUAUACUAACAGAAGUGUCUUAAAGGAAUUGAAAAGAAGUCUUUAAACUAUUUAUGCGUUUCUUGCACACUGAUAGCAUUGAUUUGCACUAUUCCAAUUUUCAAUGAGACAUCUGUGAUCUUGUAAUUCCACCAGAGCUAUGUUUAUAACACCUUUAGAAAUUAUGUAAUAAUAUUUAGAUUUGUGUGAAUUAUAGAUUAUUUUUGUUGAUAAAUAGAUUUAUAUUUUAAAUAAAAUAACAAGUUUA